This is a messenger RNA of Insectozyma verbasci, 381 nucleotides long. The record is from the annotation of a GenBank genome assembly. Lineage: Eukaryota; Fungi; Ascomycota; Pichiomycetes; Serinales; Debaryomycetaceae.
AUGGUUUUAGUAUGUACAAUUACAUUAACUAAAUUGGGAGUCAUUGAUUGAGAAAUUCAUAAUAUAUGGAAACAAGUUGUGGGAUUUUAAGCGAAGUCAAUAGCAUAUUAGUAUUUAUAUUUGGCCACAAUUUAUCAAUUUCAAAUCUCAAUUAAAUCUUGAUAACCUGGUACUAACAACUUACUUUAGUCAUUUGUUGGUAGAUUAUUAGAAAGAAAUUCAAUUUACGUUGCUACUAUCUUUGGUGGUGCUUUUGCAUUUCAAGGUUUUUUUGAUAGUGCUAUAAAUAGCUGGUGGGAAAAUCAUAACAGAGCAAAAUUAUGGUCAACCGUUAAGAAAAACUUAAAUGGUGGUGACGAAGACGAAGAUGAUGACGAAUAG